Messenger RNA from Corapipo altera (White-ruffed manakin), 789 nucleotides. It is a transcript of the gene BIRC5, whose product is annotated as baculoviral IAP repeat containing 5. Bases 341 to 772 code for a protein of 143 amino acids. The record is from RefSeq and is a predicted model, not a curated record. The transcript has 4 exons. Lineage: Eukaryota; Metazoa; Chordata; Aves; Passeriformes; Pipridae.
UGUCGCGGAGGAGCGGGAGCAUCCCUGAGCGGGCUUUGCCUCAUCAGGAGGCAAGAGCAAUCCCGCUGUGCUUAUCUACCAGCUCUGUCAGCACAAAAACCCAUGGCACCUUCCUAGGAGUGUAAUUAAAAAAAAAAGGUCGAUCUGGCAAACUUAUCCUUCUUCCCCUUGGAUUUGUGCUGGGGGCUUUAAAAACCCCACAGAAAACAAAACAUUCUUUUUCCUCCUGGCUCAUGCUCUCGGACUCUUCGGAAUUUCCAAGGCUGCCGCUGGCGCUGGAGGGCGGCAGAACCGCCCCGCUCCCGCCCUGCUCCGCGCCCGCCGCCGUUUGAACAGGGACAUGGCGGCCGGCGCGGGGCCGGCGGUGCUGCCCGAGGAAUGGCGGCUGUACCUCGUCUCCUCCCGAGUGGCCACCUUCCGCAACUGGCCCUUUACCGAGGGCUGCGCCUGCACGCCCGAGCGGAUGGCGGCGGCGGGUUUCGUGCACUGUCCCAGCGAGAACAGCCCCGACGUGGCGCAGUGCUUCUUCUGCCUCAAGGAGCUGGAGGGGUGGGAGCCCGACGACGAUCCCCUGGAGGAACACAAAAAGCACUCUCCGGGCUGUGGUUUUCUUUCCCUUCCGAAAGAGCCUGCUAACCUGACACUACAGGAGUUCCUGAAGCUGGACAAAAUGCGAAUCAUAACGGCAAUUAAAAAAGAGAUUUCUCAGAAGAUGACCGAGGUCGAAGAUGCAGCCAAGAGCACACGUUCUAAAAUAAAGAAUCUGGCCUAGACUGCUGCAGCUUCACA